UUGGCGAAACUUGAGGUCGUUCAAGAAAGCCAAAAAGUUUCUUAGAGCCUGAGACAGAGGGGGAGCCUUUCCCUCUUUUAAGUGAAAUUUCUGUACCAACCCAUUUACACUGCCUUUGGAAAUGCUUGACAGGAGGUAGCCAUGAUAAAGAAGAGGGUCCUUCCCUGUUUCUCCCUCUACAAAUUCCAAGGACACCCAUGAAGAACCAAGAUUACCCACGGCGGUGAAAGGUGAGAACCAGCAAGGGAUGCGUGUUAUGGGGGAACCUUUUUCUUGCCUCAUACUGAUUCCAUCAGGACUGGUCAUCCAAGGUGCCAGUCUUAUUCCGGCUUCUGUCAAGAUCCCAUGGAGAGGCAGUCUCUUUUCGGGUGGCUAUUUCAGGCAGAGGGCCUCUCAGAGGCACAGAGUACGUACUCCCGGUGCGAUAUCUCCUCGAUUUUCCCUUGGUGUGUUUGGCGUCUCCUUGGACAGCGCUGUGGUUCGGGACACAGCUGCUACGAGCCUUGUGCUGGCAGGGGCUUACUCUCUGGUUCUAUGUUUCGAUUCUCUCACGGAGAAAGGGCUCAUUGAACAGAAGUUAAGCCGCAAAUUGGUUCACAUACUAUCAGGACUUAUUUUCAUGACCUCCUGGCCUUUAUUCAGCUCCUCUACAGAGGCUCGGUUCUUUGCUUCAGUUGUUCCUUUAGCCAAUAUGUUGAGGCUUCUUUUCUAUGGCCUUUCAUUAGCGAAAGAUGAAAGUCUGGUGAAAUCAGUAACGAGGGAAGGCAAACCAGAGGAAUUGCUUAGAGGCCCUUUGUAUUAUGUUCUGGUAUUGAUGUGCUCAGCCUUGUUUUUUUGGCGUAAAUCUCCUGUUGGUGUGAUAUCAUUGACCAUGAUGUGUGCUGGAGAUGGUGUUGCUGAUAUAAUGGGCAGAAGGUUUGGCACUCAAAAGCUUCCCUACAAUGAACAGAAGAGUUGGGUUGGCAGCAUUUCCAUGUUCAUGUUUGGUUCACUAUCUUCUCUAGGGAUGCUUUUCUACUUCCAUUCUCUUGGCUAUUUUCCUCUGAACUGGCAAAAUACAGCAAGUAACGUUGCCCUGGUCUCUUUGAUUGCAACAAUGGUCGAGUCCCUUCCCAUAGCAAAGGCGAUUGAUGAUAACAUCUCUGUGCCCUUGAUAAGCAUGCUUCUGGCCAUGCUUUUGUUUGAGCAUCAACCUCAUUGAGCUGUUACAGUUGACUUCAAUAGAAUUUUAUAAGUUGACAGAGAAACUUACUCGACCGGUUGAGCAUUCCUUAUUGAAAAAGAACCAGGAAUUUACCCUCUUAUACUCAAGUAAUAACACAGUAGCGCAGGGAGAAAAAUGUGCUUCAGACUAGGAAAUGGAGAAGCCUCUGGCUAUAUUGCACAUUAUUGCAUCGUUGGUCAUAUGCACGAUUUGUCAUUGUAUCUUUGGACUGUGGAGGGGCAGAUUCCUAUUGUGUAUUCUGUGAUCUUUCUAAGAACCACAUCAAGUAUGCUGGUUGUAAUUUUACCAUGGAAAUCUUUUGGCAGUUGAAAAUUAUGGGAAGAUGAGAAUUCA
Messenger RNA from Nymphaea colorata (pocket water lily), 1558 nucleotides. RefSeq names its product probable phytol kinase, chloroplastic. The coding region runs from base 248 to 1201 and encodes 317 amino acids. Gene Ontology annotation, cellular component: chloroplast. Gene Ontology annotation, molecular function: phytol kinase activity. The record is from RefSeq and is a predicted model, not a curated record. The transcript has 6 exons. Lineage: Eukaryota; Viridiplantae; Streptophyta; Magnoliopsida; Nymphaeales; Nymphaeaceae. Gene Ontology annotation, biological process: vitamin E biosynthetic process.